Malassezia vespertilionis is the source of this 1281-nucleotide messenger RNA. RefSeq lists its product as uncharacterized. Gene Ontology annotation, molecular function: cyclin-dependent protein serine/threonine kinase regulator activity; protein kinase binding. The transcript has a single exon. The record is from RefSeq and is a predicted model, not a curated record. Gene Ontology annotation, cellular component: nucleus; cyclin-dependent protein kinase holoenzyme complex. NCBI's taxonomy places the organism in Eukaryota, Fungi, Basidiomycota, Malasseziomycetes, Malasseziales, Malasseziaceae. Gene Ontology annotation, biological process: regulation of cyclin-dependent protein serine/threonine kinase activity. The coding region runs from base 1 to 1281 and encodes 426 amino acids.
AUGUCGAACCCAACCGUCAUGACAUCAAGCGCAAUGCGCCGCCAUCCGGCAAGUCUCUUGCCGCGGAUCGUGCACAAUCCCGCGGUUACUGACUUGAUCCGCUGUCCAGUAUCCCGCGAUAUGGUUGCGUAUCUUGCGAAGCAAGUAACCGAGGUGAUCCAGUGCCCUGCGGGGCAGGCAGAUGCUAGCACGGAAAGGCCUACCGCCUCGCGCAUACAAAACUUGCCAAGUCUGGAAUCAUUCAUCAUGAUGCUUGUGGAAAAAAGCAACGUGCAGGUGCCGACGCUGUUGAGCACGCUCGUGUACCUAGAGCGUCUCAAAUACCGACUGCCGCGCGUUGCCAAAGGUAUGCCAUGCACCUUGCACCGCGUUUUCCUCGCGACGUUAAUUGUUGCAGCCAAGAAUCUGAACGAUUCCUCGCCGAAGAACAAACAUUGGACGCGGUACUGCGUCUACUUUUCGCAGGCCGAAGUCAACCUGAUGGAGAAGCAGCUUCUGUAUUUGUUGGACUACGAUCUGCGCAUCGAGGAAGAGGAACUCAUGUUCCACUUUAGUCCAUUUUUCCGCCGGUAUGAAACGCGUGCCGAUGCAGGGCGCCGCGAAAUGUUCCUUCGUGGGUGUGAGGCGGGCCGCGAAUGCGAUCGAUACACACGCGCCACAGAGCGUCGCGUCGCGCUGCGCAAUUUGCCCGCUUCACAGGUGCCGUUCUGGAACAACAAAACGCCCAGCACGCCCAAGAGUCCGAGCAGGACGGAAGCCAAACGCGGGUCUGUGCCUCUGCUUACGCCCAAUGCAGCGCUCAAGUCCAUGUCGUACAGACAUCAAAUUACGUCCAUUUCUAGUGGCUCGUCCAUCUCAUCGGAAGCAGAGCUUACGGAUGACAAUGGCUCCGCGUCCUCGUCGCCUGACGAUGAGGUGCGCGACUUGGAUGAGAAUGAACGAUUCAUGUCUACCACGCGUCUUGUGGGCGAAAUACAACAGCUGAAUACGGUGGACGCAAACGUAACGCGUGGACAUGCAACCAUGGUGAGUGCGGACCAAACACUGCUCUCCUCGCGCCGCUCAGUACAAAAUCUGCCGCAAAUGGUUAAGGGUCAGUCUUAUGAUACGCCAAGCUCGAACGAGGGAACGCCGGUCAGAGGUGGAAAGACGGGACGUGCUAUGGAUGGAAUGCAGCGUUACAUUAACAGUGUAAUUCCAUCUGGGCUGAAGCGGACAACAAACAAAGGACCUGUUCCGGUUCCGGUGCGGCGCGCAGAUGUGCCUUACUACGCACAGUAA